GGGGGGCGGGACUCAGAGGCGCCGUUGGGGCGGAGUCAGACAUGAGCUACCGAUUGGCUAAGACGCUAGGCGGAGCCACCAGAGUAAAGGAAGAACCUCCCGCCCUCGACAAAGGGGCUGCGGUGUGUAACGUCACAUCCGGCCUGGUGGGCGGGAACGGGAAACAAAAGAAGACCAAGGACGCAUGCGUGUGCCGAGUCCCGGGCUCUGGUGGGUCCUUCCGCUGGGGUAGAAGGAAGCGCUUCCGGGUCGCUGCCGGCUGCCGCCUACCGGCGCGUCUAGGAGCCAUGUCCACCUUGUUCCCAUCACUCUUACCCCGGGUGACUGAGACACUGUGGUUUAAUCUGGACCGACCCUGUGUGGAAGAGACUGAACUACAGCAGCAGGAACAGCAGCACCAGGCCUGGCUCCAGAGCAUUGCAGAGAAAGACAAUAACCUGGUACCUAUUGGCAAGCCAGCUUCAGAGCACUAUGAUGAUGAGGAAGAGGAGGAUGAAGACGACGACGAAGACAGUGAGGAGGACUCAGAGGAUGAUGAGGAUAUGCAAGACAUGGAUGAGAUGAAUGACUAUAAUGAAUCCCCUGAUGAUGGCGAGGUCAAUGAGACAUGGAGGGCAACGAGCAGGAACCGGACCAAUGGAUGAUCUAGGUGGACAAGACACAGUGGGCUCCAGCAGACCCCAGGCCAGCCCCGCCCAGCCUGAACCUCCGGCAGAACCAGUGGAUCGCUCUAGUGCCUGGAAACUCACCCUCAGGCAGCACCUCAGCUUGUUGCCAGGAACUGGUCUCGGCCGCAGGCCAACAUUCUGCCCCUGAAUCUCCAGGGCCCAAACCCACCCCACCUGUGUGGCCAGUACCUCCCUGCUCAGUUGUUGGGCCUAGUUUCUUUGUAGCUCUUUAAUAAAGACACAGGACUGA
Messenger RNA from Sorex araneus (European shrew), 918 nucleotides. It is a transcript of the gene ANAPC15, whose product is annotated as anaphase promoting complex subunit 15. Gene Ontology annotation, biological process: regulation of mitotic cell cycle spindle assembly checkpoint. The record is from RefSeq and is a predicted model, not a curated record. NCBI's taxonomy places the organism in Eukaryota, Metazoa, Chordata, Mammalia, Eulipotyphla, Soricidae. The coding region runs from base 42 to 644 and encodes 200 amino acids. The transcript has 5 exons. Gene Ontology annotation, cellular component: anaphase-promoting complex.